Sesamum indicum (sesame) is the source of this 2151-nucleotide messenger RNA. RefSeq names its product Flavin containing amine oxidoreductase family (gene HEMG2). Gene Ontology annotation, biological process: porphyrin-containing compound biosynthetic process. Lineage: Eukaryota; Viridiplantae; Streptophyta; Magnoliopsida; Lamiales; Pedaliaceae. Gene Ontology annotation, molecular function: protoporphyrinogen oxidase activity, oxygen as acceptor. The record is from RefSeq and is a predicted model, not a curated record. Gene Ontology annotation, cellular component: chloroplast thylakoid; chloroplast.
AAUGCAAAUUCUAUUCUAUGACGAACAUUUCGGAACUCUGGUCUAAGUCGCGGAUGCGACUCUACGACGGACAACACUCUUUAAAUCGAUGUACUCUAAUAUCCUCUCCAGAACCCAAUACUCGCGUUUGUGUACUGGCCAUGGCUUCCUCUGCUAAAGAAGAUAAGCGAGGUUUUCCUGGUAAAUGUGUUGCUGUGAUUGGAGCUGGUGUUAGGUACGUCAGUGAUCAGAUUGUUGAAUUUCGCCAAUUUCUACGUUAUGUGCGAAAAGUUAUGUGCUCGAUGAACUGGCGGAGUUGUUGUGUAUUUGAGGCGGAAGGGAGAGCCGGAGGAAAAUUAAGAAGUAUUUCACAUGAUGGUUUAAUAUGGGAUGAAGGCGCAAACACUAUGACAGAAAGUGAGGCAGCGGUUCGGUUUUUGCUUGAUAAUCUUGGACUCAGGGAUAAGCAGCAAUUUCCACUGUCGCAACAGAAGCGUUAUAUAGCCAAAAAUGGGGUGCCUGUACUGUUACCAUCAAAUCCCAUUGCACUUAUCAGAAGCAAUUUUCUUUCUGCAGGGUCAAAGCUUCAAAUAUUUCUGGAGCCAUUCUUGUGGAAGAAUAGUGAUAGCUUGAAGGGGCCUGACACAGAAGAAAGUGUUGGUGCUUUCUUCCAGCGUCAUUUUGGAAAAGAGGUUGUUGACUAUCUUAUUGAUCCUUUUGUUGCUGGAACUAGCGGGGGAGAUCCUGAAUCUCUUUCUAUGCGCCAUGUGUUUCCAGAGUUAUGGAGCCUUGAGAAAAGAUUUGGCUCAAUCAUAUCUGGUGCUAUUCAGUCUAAAUUAUCUGCAAAAAAGGGAACCACUGGGGAAUCUUCGGCAAAGAAGAAACAGAACCAUGGCUCCUUUUCAUUUCUGGGUGGGAUGCAGUCGCUCACCAAUGCACUGUGCAAUGAACUUGGCAAAGAUGAACUUAAGCUUCAAUCUAAAGUGCUGGAAUUGUCUUGUAGUUGCAGUGAGAACUCCCCAUUCGAUAACUGGUCAGUUUCUUAUGAAUUGGAUAACAAAAAGCUUUCCUGCGAGAAGUCAUUUGAUGCAUUAAUAGUCACGGCCCCGCUUUCUGAUGUUAAACAAAUGAGGAUUACCAGAAGAGGAAGCCCUUUUCUGUUAGACUUUGUUCCUGAGGUUAGUUAUUUACCAAUGUCUGUUAUCAUUACCACAUUUAAGAAGGAGAGUGUCAAGCGACCACUUGAAGGUUUUGGAGUUCUCAUUCCUUCUAAAGAGCAGAAAAAUGGUUUGAAGACAUUGGGUACCCUCUUCUCUUCGAUGAUGUUUCCAGAUCGUGCACCCAAUGAUGUUUAUCUCUACACAACAUUUGUCGGGGGAAGUAGAAACCCAGAACUUGCCAAAGCUUCAAGGGAUGAAUUGAAGCAAAUAGUGACUUCUGAUUUGAGACAGUUAUUAGGUGCAGAAGGACAACCUGCCUUUCUGAACCACUUUUAUUGGAGUAAAGCAUUUCCACUGUAUGGGCGUAACUAUGAUUCGGUCAUUAGUGCUAUUGACAAGAUAGAAAAAGACCUUCCAGGGUUUUUUUAUGCUGGUAACCACAAGGGAGGAUUAUCUGUUGGUAAAGCAAUAUCAACCGGGUGCCAAGCAGCUGAUCUUGUGAUCUCCUAUCUGGACUCUUGUUCCGACAGUAAAGGGAACACCUAAUGAAGAUUAUCCUCCACGAAAGCUUGUUGUUGCUCGCUUGAUAAAGCAUGCUGCUCUCACUGGGAAAGAUGGGUUGCAAGUUGCUGUGUGAAGGGAGCUCGACAAACCAAAGGGGUGACCACAAGAGAACAUCAACAUGAAAAUGAUGCAAGUCAGAUUACAUCUCAAGUAGAAAUUUAGAAAACUCGCCAAUCUUGUAGUUUAUUUAUAGUGUAAACAAAAGGCCUAAAUUGUUUGUGGAAUCUAGAGCUCCAACAUUGCUAGUCACAAUGACAAGUCAUAAGUUGCGGUGAUCCCUUGUUUUGGUCUUUUUGGCUGCAAGCUUUUGUCACCAUUAGCUCUCAGAAAUGGUCCCUGACCCUCCAAAGGCUUGAGCCUGAGCUGUUAUUUGUUCCUACUUUGGAGCUUCAUGUGGUGCAGUAGAAUCCUUUCACAGUUUUCGGAAAAGUUACACGACAUUCUCAUA